Diatraea saccharalis (sugarcane borer) is the source of this 1043-nucleotide messenger RNA. The record is from the annotation of a GenBank genome assembly. Lineage: Eukaryota; Metazoa; Arthropoda; Insecta; Lepidoptera; Crambidae.
AGAACUGGUUACUCAUGAUAUUAUGAAUAAGCCAAAUUGAUUUAUUGGAGUUGUGUUGCAACAUCUUCGUGAAUAUAAGUAUAACAAAAAUGUUAAUUGGGAUAAUAUAGAUCGAAAGUGAAAAUUUGUGUGUGACAUAAUCUGGUUGAAAGGUGAAAUUAUUAGGCAGUUACAUAUUAACCUCGAAUCACAUUCGAGUAGGCGCUAUCGUCACUAACGAUAGAAAGUCUGCAUAGUGCACUGCACCCACUGUACCUAUUGAAACUUAGUUUCUCUAUAGCCUUCGCGGUGAUUAUACGUUGUGUCUUUGUUCAAUAAUGACUUUACUGAUUGAAACUGCUGUCUGUCUAUCUAUGGCCCCUGAAAGUGAGCAGCUCAGUAGGAGAACUGUUAACAGGAUGUCAGCCACAGGCUUAACAUCAGAAGCUCAGCUUCGCUACUUACUGCAAUGGUUUGGAGAGUUCAGUGAACUGCAGCGAGAGGAUUUCUUGCCUAUACUUGCUGCAGCAUGUGGGGGGCAGCCAGACCAGCUAGCCACCACCCUGGCAGCCCUGUCUUGCCAGGACAAGCCUGUUAGCUUAUUUCAAUGCCGUAUCAAGUUAUUUAAUGAGUGGUAUCCUACUUGGGCUGAGGAGGAACAAGAUAGGCUGGUCAAAGGAAUUUCUGAGAUAGACCCAGAUUUUGGAGAAAAAUUGCAAAACUAUAUUACAAAUGGUCCACCUGUUAAUGGGGAUAUGAAUGGUUUCAUAGAAGUGCAUAAUGAGGAAGCAUUGAAAGAUGAGGAUGAAGCAGGUCAUGUUGAACAUGUAGCUGAAGAAAGUGAGGGGAUCACUCAAGAAAGCCUGCCCUUGGAAAUAGCAGCUGCUUCUUAAUUUCAUAAGUAAUUUAUAUGAAAGUUUAAUUUAUAGAAACUUCUUAUUUAUCUAUGUAAUGUAUGUCUAUGUAUAUAAUAGGGAUGACGACUAAUUUUAAUUUGUUUGUCUGUCAGGUAGAGUGUUAAAAAAUACUAAACACGUAUUUUUUUAUUUUUUUCAUAAUCAUAA